Messenger RNA from Eruca vesicaria subsp. sativa (arugula), 276 nucleotides. NCBI's taxonomy places the organism in Eukaryota, Viridiplantae, Streptophyta, Magnoliopsida, Brassicales, Brassicaceae. The record is from the annotation of a GenBank genome assembly.
AUGGCCAGCGAUUCUCCACUCUCUCAGUUAACCGGUGGAGAUGGUUACGUCUCUGGCUCUCCUUCUUCUCCGACUUCUUCGGCCAUCGAUUUCCUCUCCCUCUGUUCUCGCCUCAAGAAUCAAAGCAUUGUUCUAUGUGGCUCUUUGGAUAGUCUAACGGAUGGAGAGACUAAAAGAGAUGUUAAAAAUCAAGAGUCAAUAGCUGAUCACAUGUAUUGGAUGGAUCUUAUGGCCCUAAUCUCUUCAGAUAUCCCCUGUGUAAACAGAAACAACUAA